Molecule: messenger RNA, 5900 nt
Organism: Monodelphis domestica (gray short-tailed opossum)
Lineage: Eukaryota; Metazoa; Chordata; Mammalia; Didelphimorphia; Didelphidae
Gene: EIF5
Product: eukaryotic translation initiation factor 5
Biological process (GO): translational initiation; formation of cytoplasmic translation initiation complex
Cellular component (GO): cytosol
Molecular function (GO): eukaryotic initiation factor eIF2 binding; GDP-dissociation inhibitor activity; translation initiation factor activity
Source: RefSeq, a predicted model, not a curated record
UUUUUUUAAAUAUAUUUUAUUUGAUCAUUUCCAAGCAUUAUUCGUUAAAGACAUAGAUCAUUUUCUUUUCCUCCCCCCCACCCCCCAUAGCCGACGCGUAAGUCCACUGGGCAUUAGAUGUUUUCUUGAUUUGAACCCAUUGCUUUGUUGAUAGUAUUUGCAUUAGAGUGUUCAUUUAAAGUCUAUCCUCUGUCAUGUCCCCUCAACCUCUGUAUUCAGGCGGUUGCUUUUUCUCCUCUGUAUUCAGGCAGUUGCUUUUUCUCCCCUAAGAUUCUUAAUUUGACUUCCAAUGAACUUUUUAAAAGGUAUUUUUUCAAAAUAAUUGGUUUCCUUUUACAACCCUAUGUAUUUUAAAAUAUCUUAAAACAUUGUUUUGGGAGGAAAAGGGUGAAUAGGCUUUACCAGACUACAAAAUGGGUCCAAUACAGAAAAAAUGUUAAGAUCCUUUGAUCUAGAAAAAGGCAAAACCAGAAUGGCAAAAUUAACAAAUUCAAUUUCCUGGCUCAUUAAGUUGGUUCUUGGUAUUCCUGCCUUCUUUAUAUUCCAUGAGUUUCUUGUCCUUUAAAGCCCAACUCAAACUUACUCCUUAGGCUCCUUGUGACAUUUUUAUCUUCUAUUUCUCUAAUGCAUUCAUCAUAUUUUACAUAUUAUAGCUAUAUAUGCAUGUUUUGUUCUUCUACUAGACAACAAACUACGAGAGAUCUUGACAUUUUGCCCAACUCCUACCUACAUGGUUCAAUGUACACAGUAGGCACUAAAUACAUUGUUGAAAUUUCCCAAAAUCCCCUUUCCAAGUCUCUCUAACCAGAGGCUAGUCCAUGUGAUUGAGGAAUAAAAGAUAGCUUUUGGGAGGAAAAACUGACCAUCUCCCGUUUCUGAGGACAUUAUCCGGAGACAAAGCUGGAUUCAGAUUUCACCUUGGAAAGAGGAGAGGACCUGUGGUGUAAUGGAAAUGUCUCUGGAAAAACCCAGAAAUAGCAUGACAACAUUUUAAGCUUCUGCUUUUACAGAAGAAACACAAACUCUGGCUGAAUUCAGCAGGGUUCAUGCCUUGCCUUGCGGUUACAGAAAACAAAAAAAAAUUUUUACAAGUUCUCUCAGAGGAAACUUUAGUAAGCACCUUAAGGAGUAACCAUAAUAACACAGUGGCUUGGCUUUUAUUUUUCUGCCCUCAUCAGAGCUUUGUAGUUGCUAAUUAACUCCACGUGCUGUGGGGCGGGGUGCCUGACUGCCCAUUUCAUAGAGAACAAAGUUGAGUCACUCUUAGGACGCUCUCAGAAGUAAAACCAAGACUCACACGUGGACGCGCGGGGAAGCCACCGCCGCGUCCCCAGCGUUGACCUUUGACCUCGGGGCCAAGGCGCCUGCGCAGUAGCAGGAAAGGCGCGCGCCAGGGUUACCCUGGAGGUGAAAGAGUUGAGAGCCGAGGAAGAACCCCGCUAGCCCGGUGCUGGGGGGCCGGGUAACGAAACCCACACCAUCAUGUAACGACAAACCCCACCCCCAAGAAGCGAACCGGGGCGCCAGAAAGGCGGGGGUUGGGGGGUGGAGACGGGAAGGAAAACCAACCGCCAUUUUCCUCCCGCUUCGAGAACGAAACGGACACGCGCGCGCCCCCUCAAUCCUCGGGACCUCCUAAUACCCCAACCCCUUCAACUUCCGGCCGGUCUCGCGAGACUCCAUGGCUAGAAAUCUCGAGCUGUCUUCGUCGUGCUGUACCUUGGGGUUGCUGGUUUGGUCGAGGGGUGGGUGUGGAGAAGGGGAAGAGAGAAGACAGGGAAAGGCGGCAGACCUUGAUUGACACGACACAACCACUAAUGGUGUGCAGGCUUGAAGGGCUCACCGACCAAUUGGCUGGGACGGGCGGGGGCGGAGCCUUGGGGAGGCGGGGGAAGGGAUUAGAAGCAGAGGCGGGCAGGAGACCAUGAUUGACUCGAGGUCUUGGCCAGUAGUGCACGAGUUAGAGAGGCCCAUUGGCCAAUAGGUUGGGACGCUCAGCUAGGGCGGGUGUGAAAGUAGGGAAGCGAGACAGUGGGGGAAGGCAGGCGGCCGUGAUUGACAUGAAGCAAAGGCCAAUGGCACGCGGGCUCGAGAGGCCCACCAGCCAAUGGGCUAGGACGGCCGGACCAGGGAAGGCGGGGCCUGGGGGGGUAGAUUGAUCGCGGCGGCGGCUUCGGCGUUGUUCAGUCAGAGCGAGAACAUUCCAGAGGUCGCCAGGCUCCUAGGUGCCGAAGGGUGUUGCCUCCCCCCGGACGUCGCUGGGACCGCCCCCCCUUCCCCCCCGCUGGUCGGCGGCGGCACCUGGCUUGGGCCGCUCCUCCCGCUCCGCCUCCUCCUCCUCCUUUCUCCUCCUCCUAUUCCCUUACUCCUUCUCCACCUCUUGCUGCUGCUCGGACUCUUGUUUAUACCGCGCCUCAGACACUUCAUCCCAGUCCCGGGCGAGCAGCGUUGGGUUUAUGUCUUUAUUUGACGAAAACGAGCUGUUGCGCAGCCAUUGGUACCUGUAUUGGGGAAAUAUAGCAUACAAGCAAGACGCUUACAGCCUCUGUGGCAAAAACUUUUUCAUGUCAGAGACCGAGAACUCUUGCAGUCGUUUAUGUCAUCCCUUCUUCUCCAGACAGAAGAUACCAAAAAGUUGCAAUCAAAGAUCUCUUCAUCUUAUUGAUAAAACUACUACUAAUAAGCCAAAAUGUCUGUCAACGUCAACCGCAGUGUUUCAGAUCAGUUCUAUCGCUACAAAAUGCCCCGUCUGAUUGCUAAGGUUGAGGGCAAAGGAAAUGGAAUUAAGACAGUUAUAGUCAACAUGGUUGACGUUGCAAAGGCGCUUAAUCGGCCUCCAACGUAUCCUACCAAAUAUUUUGGUUGUGAGCUGGGAGCACAGACCCAGUUUGAUGUUAAGAAUGACCGUUACAUUGUCAAUGGAUCUCAUGAGGCGAAUAAGCUGCAAGACAUGUUGGAUGGAUUCAUUAAAAAAUUUGUUCUCUGUCCCGAGUGUGAGAAUCCUGAAACUGAUCUGCAUGUCAAUCCUAAGAAACAAACAAUAGGUAACUCUUGCAAAGCCUGUGGCUAUCGAGGCAUGCUUGACACAAACCAUAAACUCUGCACAUUCAUUCUCAAGAACCCACCUGAGAAUAGUGACAGUGUUACGGGAAAAAAAGAAAAAGAAAAGAAAAAUAGAAAGGGCAAAGACAAAGAAAAUGGUUCUGUGUCCAGCAAUGAGACAACACCACCACCACCACCACCCAAUGAACUUAACCCUCCACAUGCUGUGGAAGAUGAUGAGGAUGAAGAUUGGGGAGAGGAUACAACUGAAGAAGCUCAAAGGCGCAGAAUGGAUGAAAUUAGUGAUCAUGCAAAAGUUCUGACACUUAGUGACGACCUAGAAAGGACAGUUGAAGAAAGAGUCAAUAUUUUAUUUGACUUUGUGAAGAAAAAGAAAGAAGAAGGUAUUAUUGAUACUUCUGACAAAGAAAUUGUUGCAGAAGCAGAAAGACUGGACGUAAAAGCUAUGGGCCCUCUUGUGUUGACUGAGGUUCUUUUUAAUGAGAAGAUUCGAGAACAAAUUAAGAAGUAUAGACGUCAUUUUCUACGAUUCUGCCACAAUAACAAAAAAGCUCAGAGGUACCUUCUUCAUGGUUUGGAGUGUGUGGUAGCUAUGCAUCAAGCUCAGCUCAUCUCCAAAAUUCCACAUAUCUUGAAGGAAAUGUAUGAUGCAGACCUUUUGGAAGAAGAGGUCAUCAUUAGCUGGUCAGAAAAGGCCUCUAAGAAAUACGUCUCAAAGGAACUUGCCAAAGAGAUUCGUGUCAAAGCAGAGCCCUUUAUAAAAUGGCUAAAGGAAGCAGAAGAAGAGUCUUCUGGUGGGGAAGAGGAAGAUGAAGAUGAAAAUAUUGAGGUGGUGUAUUCUAAGACUGCCAGCGUACCUAAAGUUGAAACUGUGAAGUCAGCUGAUAACAAGGAUGAUGACAUUGAUAUUGAUGCCAUUUAAAACAGUGCAACCGAGCUUACAGUGUAAUGCUUCGAAUUCUCUGCAUUUUCAGCCAGAAGUGCAACAUGUAUGUGCAGAAGCUAAAAUGGCUUAACAUCAUGCUACACUUUGUACUCAAAAUGUCUUUUUACUGUGAGUGGUGUAACUAAGCCCAGUGAGACAUCUAGGGAGUCCAUAUACAUCAGUGCCCAGGUUUAGUUUGCUUAUUUAUAGCAUGUUACUUUGGGGGAAAAACUAGUGAUGGACACAUUGAAUUACAUUUAUUUAGUUGUAAAAAUAAAAAUUUGUUUUUGGUCAUUCUUCAGUUUGUUACUUUGAAUGACUUGAGCCUAAAAUGACACUAGCUUCAGUGUCUAAGCCAGCCUAAAGGAGGAAUGGGAAAGGCUGAGUUUUUUGUGAUCUUGGGAGCUUAUUAGAUUUGGUAUUUCUUGGAGGGCUUCAACCUGGGUGAAAAGUUUGAUAGUUUGACAUUAGUUAACCCUGGUUAGUAAUAAAUGAGGAAAUUGUGAAAUCCCUCUAUUUCUAACCCUUCAAAUUUGGCAUCUGAAAAUUGUUCCUUAGAGUAGUAAAUUCCACCAUAAAAAUGACAGAUAACAACACCUUAUUUCGUUGAGAGUUGAGGGAUAUGAGUGUAAACAAAAGUUGAAAGGUUUUUUUUUUUAAAACUUGAACUGUGCAAAUUUAUGUAUGUUUGCUCCAUGUUGUCAUUGAGGUUUAGUGCAAUGUACAUGUGGGCUAAGCUGAGAAUCUUUUCCAUAUUAACAAAUGGAGUAUUUCUGUAUGUGUAGCAAUUCUGCAGAGUGAAAUUUCAAACUUUUGGAUGUGAUUAAAUAGGUUGACCUAUAACAGCCAAAUCGAAGAUUUAUUUUAGGGAAAACAGGGAGAAGAUGUGCACUAAUCUAAAACAGUGAACAUCACUGAGAUUUUUUCAGCCUUGACCUUGAUAGUCUAGAUCCCCAACUUCAAAAUGUUUGGGCAUUUAUUAUACCUUUUCAGUGUGCUACUUGCCCUGAUGUUUUGGUUUGAUACCUUUCAUGCCUUUUUACAUUGAUAUAGCUUGUGCUGUUUGGAACUUGGGCACUAUCUUGCCAAAAUUUUUAAGAAGUGUUAAUAUGUCUAACUUGAUUUUUCUAAACAUUCUUAUUUAAAAAGACUGAAAUAAAGCUAAAAGCGUACUUUAUAAGUCAGAACCUGUAAUGCAGAGUGUGACUUGGUAUAUUUUUUAUUUUACAUUGACAAUAGCCAGAUAUUCACAAAAGUUUGUGAUGGGUGUUAAGAGUUAUAUAGGUGGGGGUGGUCCCAGCCCAGAUUUUCACGAGAGUUUAUUGACUCCAUAUAUAGUUUGCAGAUUUAAACUUCUGACCCAGACUUAGAACUAUUUCAAAAUAGCCAUCUUUGUAAUGGGAUUUUGCUGUAUCAAAAACUUCUAUGUAAAAGAGAAUGAUUUUGGAAAUUGAAAAUUCAUUGCUGAAAGGUAGAAUCUUUAGGAUACAGACUUUUUUUGUGGAUUGGAGGAAAUCCACCUAACUGACUCCAAUGUAAAAGAAAUAAGUAUGCAAAGGUAUUGUGAAAACACCAGAAUUGAUUAAAAUGUCAGAAAACCUUUUAAAAUUGAAAUGUGCAGGCUGUGACAUAGGAGAUCACUUAAAACAAGCUAACGAGGUUCUUUAAAUCUUUUAUAAGUAUAAAGAAAAGCAUUUCAGUUUUUGAAACACUAAGUGACAGGAAAUCUUGUACACUGGACCAAUGUGAAAUCUUAAAGGGAUCAAAAUGUAACUAAAAUUGAAGCUUCAAGAAAAUAAAAUAUUCACAAAAGGUUAUCCUAUGGAGCAAUUGUAUCCUUUGCUCUCUUCCACUGUCUUUAAAUUUUCCUGUUUUCUUCUACAUUACUUGAUUAUUAAACAAUUACUAUUGA